This is a messenger RNA of Owenia fusiformis, 1986 nucleotides long. NCBI's taxonomy places the organism in Eukaryota, Metazoa, Annelida, Polychaeta, Sabellida, Oweniidae. The record is from the annotation of a GenBank genome assembly.
GUACGUACAUGUAACAAACUAAUUAAUUAUAACUUACUUAUCACCUUGAAAAAUAAGUUACGUGUUUACGCUUUGGAGUACACGUCAGUAUCUCCGCAACGAAAGUCAGUUAGGCUUUUACUAUUUUUCAGCUAUGCAAUACAUAAUGACGAAGAUGGAAUUAACCUUCUGGACAUUGGUUAUCCUGAUCUUAUGGGUAGCUAGUGCCUAUGAUUUGAACGAUAAGAUUGCGUCGAUGGAAAAACAAAUCGAAGGCCUGAUGUCCCAAGUUGAUCGUCAAACGCAGCCCGUGACAACGUUCAUUAGAUGGGGGCGCACUGAGUGCCCUGUUGGUGCAUGUGACGUUUACAGCGGUUAUGUUGGCGGGUCAUAUUGGUCGGAGUCGGGCAGUGGGGGAGACUAUCAAUGCCUUCCGUCACAUCCCCAGUGGGGCAACUACACAGACGGAACAGCCAGAUGGGGCGCUUCCAUGUUUGGCGCAGAGUACGACGUUUUACCUCCCGAUCGCAGAAAUCCAUUCCUUGGCACUAAUUCGCCAACGUCAGACCCGAAUUCUUUACAUAAUCGUGACGUUCCUUGCACAGUAUGCAGUGUACCGAGAUCGGAAACACUUAUGAUUCCCGCAUGGAAGGCGUGCCCAGCAGGUUGGAAGAAGGAAUAUAAUGGGUAUCUAAUGGCGGAACAUAGAGCUCAUUUAAGUAAUAAAAACUUUAUAUGUGUUGACGAGGCGCCAGAGGCGAUGCCAGGGGGAAUGGCCAGAGAACAAGGAGCACUGUUGUACGCGGUAGAGGCGAAGUGCGGCUCACUUCCAUGUCCGCUUUACGUUCAAGGAAGAGAGCUCACUUGUGUCGUUUGCACCAAAUAGAACGACAUAAUUAAUAAGACUUCAUCAUAUGACGUUUGUAUCCAAGAACUGUCGAAUAAGUAUUGUCUACGUUGAAUCAAGAUCAAAUGAACUGAAUAACCACGUUUGUAUCCAAGAAUUAUCGAAUUAUUAAGAUCCAUGUUGUAUCAAGAUCCAAUGAGAUGACUAAAAAGGUUUUAAUUCGUAUCCAGGAACUGUCGUGUCUGCCUAUAUUGUCAAAAGUUCUUGUACGUACACACUUUAUGCAGGCAGAUCGCAUGAAAUGACAAUCCCACAAUGCGAGACUCAACAAUAAGCAUGAAACUAGAAACAUUUUGUGACUCAUGUAGCAAAUCAUUUUUUACACUGCUUAAUUGAGGGUGAAUGACAGUCACAUUAAGUAUGAAAAUAACAUAUUAAUCUUUUGAUAUUUCAAGGAAAAUCGCCUGAAAAGUGAUGGCCGAGAUUGAAAAUAUGAUGUUAAGACAAAACCGCAAUGGAAUUUUGUAGAUUUCUUUGAAAAAUUCAGAAAUAUACAUCACAAGUCGUUUUCAAAACAGAAAGAUGUACAUGAAUAGUAAGGCUUACCGAAUCAAUAAUUAUUCGAAAUUAUGAUCGGACAAAAGUAUGAUGUGUACUUCGAGGUAAUAAAGUAAAUGAAAAUAUAUUUUAAUAUGUUUAUUUUCAUUUUAUAGUACUAUGUUAUUUGAUUGUAAAAUGAAUCAAUUUUAUACAUGGCCAGUUUUCCCAUAUUUUGUGUUGUAUUUGACAACUUACAACAACGGGCAACGUUUCAUGUUAGUGAAAAGAAAUACUUCAUGAAAUAGAAAUGCAAUCCGUGACACCUGCUACAUUGAAAAACAAUAAAACAUUGCAGAAGUAUCCGUUAAUGUUCAUAAUUAUGUGUUUCACAUUUAUGUUCACAUUUAUGUGUUUUGUAAAUGUCCUAUCCAGGUAACUAUUGAAUUAAAUACAAUGCUAAAGUCAUAAAUCAGAGGCUUUGUUUUUAUCAUGACCUCCAUGUGUGUAUAAUGUUAUCAAGACUUGGGAUAUGGACUUGUCCGUUUUCAAAAAUGCUCAUAAACCAAAUCAAGUGCUCGAGGUAUCAAAAAUUAGUCAUUGGUUACAAUAUGUAUGGGAAU